AUGGAGUCUGAGGACCAUUGCCUCCAGGCCAUGCUCGUUGAGGUCACAUCCUCCCUGAGUGUCCCGGGUAAUCCCCGAGAGCAGAAGACCGCAGCUGAGGUCACCCUUGGAGGCCCAGCCGAGGAUGUCGACGAGGUCAAGGAGGAUGUCCAGGGAAAGGUGCCUGUUCUUUUAUGGGCUUUAAUCGUCCUGACGAUUGUAUCGUCAAUCUUCCUGUUUUCGAUGGAUAACACCAUCGUCGCUGAUAUCCAGUCGCCGAUUGUGAACAAGUUCGGCGAGGUCGGCAAACUAUCCUGGAUGGGUGUCGCCUUCGUUCUCUCAAGUGCAUCAACUAUGACGACCUGUGCCAAAAUUCUCUACAUCCUCGGCGUCGUUAUUUUUGAGGCUGGUUCUGCUCUCUGUGGCGCUGCACCCAACAUGAAUGCUUUGAUUGUCGGCCGUGCAAUCGCAGGUCUCGGGGGUUCAGGAUUGUACUUGGGUUGUCUCACCCUUAUCGAAGUGACUACUUCUGUUCGACAACGCCCAAUGUAUAUGGGCUUCACGGGUAUCACUUGGGGGCUUGGGACUGUUCUUGGGCCACUGAUCGGUGGAGCGUUCGCGGAGAACCGUCACACAACCUGGCGCUGGGCGUUCUACAUUAACCUCGUUAUUGGAGGCUUGUUCGCGCCAAUCUAUCUUUUUUUCCUUCCCAUGGCCGAUCCUCAGAAAGGCGUUGCCCUCAAGGACAAGCUCCGACAAGUGGAUUUUGUCGGCCUGGUCUUGAAUGCAGGCUUUCUUGUCUGCUUGACUAUGGCAACCAACCUAGGGAACAUUCUCUUCCCAUGGGGUUCCGCGAAGGAGAUCUCCCUCUGGGUUGUUGGCGGGAUUCUACUCGUGGUCUUUAUUGUACAACAGGCUACGGCUUUCACGACCACGAAGGCCAACCGCAUCUUCCCUGGUGACUUUUUGCGCAAGCCAAUCAUGUGGAUACUGUUCAUCGCCAUGGCCUGCGCGUCGACGGCAGUCUUCGUCCCCGUCUAUUACAUCCCUCUGUACUUCCAGUUCGUCUUGGGAGACUCACCUCUUACUGCUGCAGUGCGGCUCCUUCCAUUCGUCUUCUUGAGUGUAUUUUGUGGCCUCCUGAACGGCGGCACCAUGAGUCUUUUGGGAUACUACCAGCCUUGGUACCUAGUAGGCGGGAUGUUCACAGCAAUUGGAGGGGGAUUGAUGAGCACUAUCGAUGAACACUCCUCGCGCUCAAGCAUCUACGGCUACUCGGUAUUGAUUGGACUUGGCUCGGGACUCUUCAUCCAGGCCAGCUUUGCAGUUGCACAAGCCAAGGUCCCUCGUGCUCGAGCAUCGGAUGCUACAGCUUUCAUUGCUUUGGCACAGACCAUCGGAAUUGUGCUUUCCCUCGCGAUCUCGGGCUCGGUGUGGCAAAAUCAGUCAGUCGCGGCUCUGCAAGAGCUGCUGCCGCAGCUUCCUCGUGAGCAGUUGCGUGGUAUGCUCUCUGGUGCUAGUGAUAGUGCAAACUGGAGCCAUAUCCCCGAUAAAAUGCGCGCGAAGGUUAUCCACGCCAUUGUGCACGCGAUGUCUCACACUUAUUACCUGGUAGUCACGGCCGGGGUGGUGACUGUGGUUGCUGCUCUCCUCAUGAAGCCAGAGCGUAUUUUCAUGCAGCCCGGUGCAAUGGCUUAA
Penicillium chermesinum is the source of this 1677-nucleotide messenger RNA. RefSeq lists its product as uncharacterized. Gene Ontology annotation, biological process: transmembrane transport. The transcript is spliced from 8 exons. Lineage: Eukaryota; Fungi; Ascomycota; Eurotiomycetes; Eurotiales; Aspergillaceae. Gene Ontology annotation, molecular function: transmembrane transporter activity. The record is from RefSeq and is a predicted model, not a curated record. Bases 1 to 1677 code for a protein of 558 amino acids.